AUGUUUUAUCAUUUUUUGUUAUUGUUUUCUUUGUUUUUUGUUGGAAAUUCGACCAUUUCUGAUGGUUUCUACUCUCAUAUUCUGAAAAACUACGGAAAAAAAGCGGCAGAUCGGUUGGCUAGAAAAGAUUUGGGCUGGAAAGGAAGUUUUGGCGGUGGUGAAGAUGUUGGGCCGAUUUUACAGAAGUAAGUUGAUUUAUAAAUGACAAGAACUAUCUUUAAAAAACAAAAAAAUGGCAAGAACUUUCUUUACAAAAUAAAAAAUGGCAAGAACUUUCUUUGCAAAAAAGAAGAUUUUCAAGAACUUUCUUUACAAAAUAAGAAAUGACGAAAACUUUCUUUACAAAACAAAAAAUAGCAAAAACUUUCUUUACAAAACAUAAAAGGACAAAAUCUUGCUUUACAAAACUAAAAAUGACAAGAACUUUCUUUAGAACUUAUAUUAUAUAAGAAAAUCAUAUAAGGCGUAUUCAUCGUAUAACCUGUCAUCUGCAGGCUGCAAAAACCUAAAACUCUUAUCUUUUCAGAAAAGUGCCAAUCCUUUUUGUACAUGGUCAAACCCGUCGUGCCGGAGACUUACAGUACGUUCUGAAACACUUUCUAGAAGAUGGGUACACAUAUGAUGAAGUUUUUGGCACUUCAUAUGGUACUAAUGUUACACAUGACAACUACCAUAGUGAUAUGGUGUACUGUAAAUACAUUAUGCAGGUAAAGUACGAGGUGUUUUUUUUAAAGGUUUUACGACUUUUUAGCUUUGUAAACAAAGUUUUUGCGGUUAGACGAUGUUUUUUAAUUUUUUUUUACUUUUAGAUACGUAGCAUGCUAGAAGCAGUGUUAUCAUACACAAAGCAUGAACAAAUCGAUAUUGUAGCCUUCUCUAUGGGAGCUGGAAUGACCAGAAAGGUAAGUGGAAACAAAGUUCUUACUAUUUUUUGUUUUGUAAAGGAAGUACCUGCCAGUUUUUGUAUUCUAAAAAACGUUUGUGCUAUUUUUUGCUUUGUAAAGAAAGUUCUUGCCAUUUUUCGCUUUGUAAAGAAAGUUAUUGCUAUUUGUGUUUGUAAAGAAAGUUUUUGCCAUUUCUUGUUUUGUAAAGAAAGUCCUUGCCGUUUUCCGUUUUGUAAAAAAAGUCUUUGCCAUUUUUUGUUUUGUAAAGAAAGUUUUUGCCAUUUUCAGGCCAUUCUAGGAGGUGAAUGUGUAGACACCAAGGAGAACUUAGGCCUAUCACUGACUAGUAAAAUCAGAAAUUAUGUUAGUGUAGCUGGAGUCCAGCGUGGAGUUGUCAUCUGUGACAAAGUUAAAGAUUAUGUGCCACUUUGUAAUGGUAACAAUGGUUUACACUGUGAUAGUGAUUACAAUAGAGAUAUCAACACUCCGUGAGCUUUAAUUUAUAUGGGGGGGGAGGGGAGGAAAGUCUUGUCGUUUUUAAAUUUUUUCAAAUUAAAAAAAAUUUAGAUCAGGAUACGAAGCCACAGAGAGAAUAGUGGCUAUAGAAACAACUUCUGAUGACAUUCUUGGAGCUACAACGUCUUGUAAGACUGACCCCGCUUUGUUUACUGGGGCUAAUGAGGUUUACACGGUACGAUUUAGCCUCUUACAACCUUUUUUACUUUGAAAAGCUAUCUUAAAAUUAAAAAAAUUUUUGUUUUUCAAAAAAAAAAAAAUUGAAUUUGGUAUGAUUUUGAAAUUUAAAAAAUUGAUUUUUAACUUUUUAGUUGAACGGUUUAGACCAUCGUGCUGCCAUUUGGUUUUUAGGCGAGGUGGUUUACAAUAUUACUCAAAAGAUGCCAUUAAAAAGCAUGGAAGAUAUUGCAGCAGAAGCUAUUAGAAACGCUGAAAAGUAUUCGGACUAUGACAUUGGAAUAUUACCUUGA
Bursaphelenchus okinawaensis is the source of this 1870-nucleotide messenger RNA. The record is from the annotation of a GenBank genome assembly. NCBI's taxonomy places the organism in Eukaryota, Metazoa, Nematoda, Chromadorea, Rhabditida, Aphelenchoididae.